AUGACAGUGCAGGGGGUUAUUUGGUGAAAGCUGUUAACGCGAAGAUACUACAUUCUGUGAGGAAGAAAGAAAGGCUUAACUCCAACAAGUAAGAGCCAUUCACAACGGCAGAUGUUUUGUGCCGUAGGGUGAGUUGAGCAACUGUUUUCAAACUUCGCAAUUGGCAAUGUCUGGAUUCCACUCCACGUGUGAGCUGUUGAUUGUCCAUUCUUUCGAGGCUCAGGAAUGGGCUACAUAUCUGCAGAAAAUAUUGAAGUCUUCACGCAAGUUUCCCAAGAGGUCCAUCGUAUUGUAUGCAAUUGACUGUGCUGACCAGCUACAUGGAUGUGACUUUAACAUUUUCCAUAAUAGUAAAUGCAUCGUGCUGCUGCUGACAACGGCAAUCCUGGACAUUCUAAAUUACCCUAAAGUCCUGGGAACUUUUCAGAGACUCCUUCAUCCUCCACACAGAGUGGUUGCACUGUUGUGUGGGAUGUCAGAGGAUGACAUUCCCACUGAAUGGUUUGAAAACUGGCGGAGCUGGAGAAAACUGUAUGCUGAAGACGAACCUGCUCUUUACAUCUCCACCGUUCUAGAAUCCAUCGCUGACUGUAAUACAGAAGAGGCUGAACAUGAGGUGGAAGCUACAGCAAAAAUAGAAGCAAAAACACAGUGUGAGAUCCCUGUAGUUAUGAACCCCAAAGCUGAGGGGACAGAGGAAGGGUCAGUGACAGAACCAGAGUGUAUCCAGGACGACAGUGACGAUGUGAGAACAGAGAUCUACCCAAACCAGGCAACGAGCCCCACACAUCCCACCUGCCUCACUGUUCAACCAAACAGAGUUUUAUGCGGGGACCAUGCAACUAUUUUUAUCAUCUUUUCUAAUAAACUGGACAACCAGUUGAAAAUGGAGGUGGAGUUUUCCUCUGAAGAUUCAACUGCAAAACGGGUUCUAGGGAUUUAUGAGAAUGAAUACACUAUCAGUGUUAAUGCGCCUGAUAUGCCAGCAGGAGAGGUGACACUCACUCUGUAUAGCAACGGCUCACCAGUCUGUUUGAGGCUUGUAACAUACUACACAGUCAUGGGAGAAAUCAGCAGUUACCUUGAACAUGCAGCUGCUCCCUUGGACUUUAUGUGUCAGGCAUUCAAUAUAACAUCCAAUACCACAGAGUCACUUGACAAUUUGCUGACAGACUCAUUACAAUGCAGGAUCCCUGCAAGUGGACUUCAUGUGUUUGGAAUCAGACAGCUAGAGGAAGAAAAUAUGGCUGCAAAUCAGCGAAAGGAGGAGCUUCCCACUCUGCUUCAUUUUGCUGCAAAGUAUGGGCUGAAGAAGCUUACCACAGUCCUGCUUCAGUGUCCAGGUGCCUUACAGGCCUACAGCGUGAUGAAUAAGAAUGGAGACUACCCAAAUACAUUGGCAGAGAAGAGCGGCUUCUCUGACCUGAGACAGUUCAUAGACGACUUUGUGGAGACAGCUGACAUGCUGAAGUUUCAUAUCAAAGAAUCCAUCUCGGCUGAAGAAGAUGAGGAGGUGUACGAGACCAUUUCCAACUCCUCUCAAGAUAUCAUCAUGAACGACUCCCUAAACCCUGGGUGUCAAGAAGACAUCUAUGAGACCAUGAUGGGCUUAAACCCCGACUGCAUGGAAGACCUAUAUGAGGACAUGGAGAAGGCAUUAGGAGAGCCUCAUAACCCAGAGGAAUUCAUACUUAGAAAGUUCUUUCAAGGUGUGCCCCAAGUUGAGGAGCAUACAACUAAUGAAGAGGUGGGAGACCAGGUGGAAGAACCAGAGCGGUUUGAGGAAGAGGAACCUUACAGCAUGUAUGUUUCUGAUCAAAUCUAUGACACGGUGGACGAGAUUGCGAGCUAUAUCCCGGAAAUUGUCAACCGUCCACCAGCCCCCAUUCCAAGACCCGAAACAUGUUCAGAGCCUGAGGAGUCCAAUACCUACAUCUCAAGAGUGUUUUCAGCAAAAGAAGAAUCAAAUCCACAGAGGGACCUCAGAGAAACAGAGUCAGCCACUGUGAUGCCUGUGAGAGACAGAGCCUCCACCUCCUCUUCCCACGACCCCUAUGCUGAGACGAAGACCCAAGGCCAGAGGCAGCUUAUAGCCUUGCAGGAGAAGGUGAAGGUGGGGGUCAUGAGUGUGGAUGAUGCUGUCAAGGAAUUUAAGGCCUGGCAGUUUGACGAGGAUAGGAGAUCUCAGUCUCUGCGCAAUCAAAAGGAAAACUUGAAAAGAUUACGACACAGCAUUACCAGACGCCACAAAGAGAGGGAGAAGUUUGGGAAGGAGAUCGGUCUGGAGAUAACCGCCCCACUGCAGAGGAACCUCCACUUGGGCUCCAACAUGGUUGUGGAGUGUUCUGUGUACGAGCCCACCCCACGGGUCAUUGCCCAACCCCCUCCUGUGACCCGGCCAAGCAAGAGAGGCACCUGGAAGACUGACAGCACCUCCAGCACAUCCAGUAGUGGCAGUAACAGACUCAGCACACAUAGUACGAUUAGCUACAGCAGUGGAACUGACCCUGACUUUGAGGACACAGUAGACUUCCUCCCUCUACCCCCACGACCCCCAUGGACCGCUGAAGCCGCACCUCUACCUCCUCCCCCCAGAAUCCCCCCACGACUCCCAGACAGGGCUGCAGAGAGUUUGCUGGAGGAGCGUUACAUAUCAUGCCCCUCUCGAGCUCUUCCUCAGAGACCACCUCAGAGGACCACCUCUCCCCCUCACAUACCCCGGAGAACACGAUGAUACACAGCUCUGUUGUUAUAUGAUUUUUGAAUGACUGCCCUCUAAAAUAUCUAUCAAGAUCUAAUCAGGCAGUGUUAUUUACAGUGCUGUCACGCCCUGGCCUUGAGAGGCCGGUUGUCUUUAGUUGGUUUGGUCAGGGCGUGAGAAUCUAUGCU
Molecule: messenger RNA, 2889 nt
Organism: Coregonus clupeaformis (lake whitefish)
Lineage: Eukaryota; Metazoa; Chordata; Actinopteri; Salmoniformes; Salmonidae
Product: phosphoinositide 3-kinase adapter protein 1
Exons: 17
Coding region: 167-2734 (855 amino acids)
Cellular component (GO): cytosol
Molecular function (GO): signaling receptor binding; phosphatidylinositol 3-kinase regulatory subunit binding
Source: RefSeq, a predicted model, not a curated record